Messenger RNA from Trametes versicolor FP-101664 SS1, 627 nucleotides. RefSeq names its product PRTase-like protein. Gene Ontology annotation, cellular component: cytoplasm. Gene Ontology annotation, biological process: XMP salvage; hypoxanthine metabolic process; IMP salvage. Gene Ontology annotation, molecular function: hypoxanthine phosphoribosyltransferase activity. Bases 1 to 627 code for a protein of 208 amino acids. NCBI's taxonomy places the organism in Eukaryota, Fungi, Basidiomycota, Agaricomycetes, Polyporales, Polyporaceae. The transcript is spliced from 9 exons. The record is from RefSeq and is a predicted model, not a curated record.
AUGGCCGCGACCCAAGAGCCCGAGCACCUGCGUGUCACGUACAACGAUGUGCACAACCUCAUCCGUCGCAGCGCCGAGAAGAUCGCGGAGUUCAAGCCGGACCUGCUCAUUGCGAUUGGCUUCUUCCCCGCGCGCGUCAUGCGUACGUUCCUGAAGAACCCCGAGCGGAAAGGAAACAUCCCCAUCCACGCAAUCGGGCUGUCCCUCUACGAGUCCCUACCGGGCCUCACCGCUGAGCAGAUCGGCGCGCAGGUCAUCCGCACCCAGUGGCUCGGGCCUGAGUCCGGCAAGCUCCUGCUCGGCAGACGUGCACUCAUUGUGGAUGAGGUGGAUGACUCUAGGAAGACUCUCCACUACGCCGUGACGGAAUUGCAGCAGGACGUCGAGCGCGAGCUCGCGCUGCUGCCGGAAUCCGAGCGCGAGGCGAAGCGCACGAAGUUCGCUGUGUUCGUCGUGCACAACAAGCUGAAGCCCAAGCUCGGGGAGAUCCCGAGCGACAUCCCAUAUUACGCCGGGGACGAGAUCGAAGACGUCUGGCUGGACUACCCUUGGGAAGCAGUGGACAUCGAGGAGCAUGAUCGCCUCGCGGCGGAGGCGAAGGCAAAGGCGCGCCAAGCGCAGUCGUAG